AUGCUUGGAAUCUUUGCCUUCUUUGACUCGGCAUUGCUAGCGAUGGGUAACCUUUUAUUCGUCAUCGGAGUUGUUCUCAUUAUUGGCCCAGCUCGAGCAGUAUACUUUUUCGCUCGCCCAAACAAAAUCAAGCCCACACUCUUCUUUUUUGGUGGAAUCGUGUUGAUCCUAAUGAAGCGCUCGUUCAUUGGAUUUGCCGUUGAAUCGGUAGGAAUCUUGUAUUUGUUUGGUGACUUCUUUGGCACGUUGGUUCAAUUUUUGCGUAAUUUCCCUGUGAUCGGCUCCAUCUUGCGUCAUCCUAUGGUGGAACCAUACGUGAACAGAGCUGCUGGCUUGGAUACGCUUCCUGUUUGA
Messenger RNA from Australozyma saopauloensis, 354 nucleotides. RefSeq lists its product as uncharacterized. The record is from RefSeq and is a predicted model, not a curated record. Bases 1 to 354 code for a protein of 117 amino acids. Gene Ontology annotation, cellular component: endoplasmic reticulum; COPII-coated ER to Golgi transport vesicle; Golgi membrane. Lineage: Eukaryota; Fungi; Ascomycota; Pichiomycetes; Serinales; Metschnikowiaceae. Gene Ontology annotation, biological process: retrograde transport, endosome to Golgi; endoplasmic reticulum to Golgi vesicle-mediated transport. The transcript has a single exon.